Molecule: messenger RNA, 3769 nt
Organism: Liolophura sinensis
Lineage: Eukaryota; Metazoa; Mollusca; Polyplacophora; Chitonida; Chitonidae
Product: GTP-binding protein Rhes-like
Exons: 3
Coding region: 1525-2511 (328 amino acids)
Biological process (GO): signal transduction
Molecular function (GO): GTP binding; GTPase activity; G-protein beta-subunit binding
Source: RefSeq, a predicted model, not a curated record
GGAAAUUAGUGUCGGGGUGGGGCUUGCUGAGCUUACCACACAAAGCCUGCGGAUAAACAGACGGCAGUUCUAUGUAUGACCAUCGGCGAUCCGAAGCACAUCGGCGGUGCAAAAUCCCUGGCGACGUUAGUGCAGCGAACACAGAGCACUCAUGUUUCUGUCCCCAUGUAUAACAUCUACUCCAUCGCGAAAGGAUGGUGUCUUUUCUGAUCGUCUGGUUAUGUUCGCAAAAUGAACCUAUUAAGUGGCACCAAUGGAUUGUUUGCACAAAUCUGGCCAGCUGGAAAUUAAGACGUUAAGGAUAAUUAGAGUCGUCCAUUGACUUUAUGCCUUCAAUUAUGUUUUGAGCAAGCAUUGUAUAACAUGUUUCACAUAUCUAUCUUUGACGGUGAGGAAGGUUGGAAGAGCUAUUGAUCGGGGCCAAAGAAUCGAUCUGUCUGUAUGCGAGCCGUUGGUUCGCUCCCCUCCAGCCACUAUCCCACCAGGAACGGGCCUGCAAUGAAGCUGUUGAACUUAGUACUGACUGAACGCUCGUCUAUAAAGGCUGAUUGAAGUGCGCUCUCGCAUCACGAUUAGACUAAGUUAGUCCAAUUCGAUAAGACACUGUCUUGUAGAUGGAUGUGCCUAAGGCUUUUCUUUAUCUCACCUACUGCGAAAUUCCACAAUCUCGGACCUUGAUAAAUUUGAGCUUGUCAACCAGAAAGGCCGAUAUAGCUGACAGACUGACAUGAUAGAAAAGACGACCAGAAUAUUGCGGGGAGAGCGCGUGUUGUGCCGGUUGACCACACGUCUCUGUGGGAUUAGAGGUAAUUAAGGUCUCCCAUCUCUGUCUAUGGCUGUAUUCAGACGACUCAACAAAUCACAUCUCAGUUCCGAUGCCAGCUCACGCCUCUUCAAGCUGUGCCUACCGGUCAGUUUUUGUGUCAUGUCUAACAAAACAGUACUUUUGUCAGUGGCAGUUUGAUUAGCCGCAACGUCGCCUGAGGUCGGUUGGACAAGAGAAGGUUCGAGAUAAGAUACUAACUCUGCAGAUCAAUGUUGGUAACCAGACCCCGAGUCCGACCAGAGCAUGCUUCGCUACAGCCGUGAUUGUAUUUAUAGUGCCAUCUUGCGUACGUUUAUCAUCUGGAGGCUUCUUGAUUAACGGGACGUUAUAAUCGCAAUCGGUUUAUUGCGUUUUCACACCAUCUAGUUGUGCUGGGAGUCACAUUCGAUUGUGUGCUUUUUUUUCUCUCUCAAAUAAUGCCUCUGAUAAAACCGGAAAGCUUUAGAAAUGUUGGUGACAGUCUUGUGUGACCUUCAAGACGUGCGGUGGCGCCAGAGUCUACUGGGGGUAUCACUACCAAUCUGUUGGGUGCCGGACCAUCUCAAUGCCACUUACCCGUCCUACAGCACAAUUAUACUGCCGCCAGCAAAGUUGAACUGUCAUCAGUUCUGACAAAGCAACUGGAACAUACCAACACAAAACUCAUAUGGGUUUCAUUAAAUUUGAAGCUGGUUUUCCUUAACACCAGCUUGGGAUGUAUGUUCUUAAAGUUGCGUCUAAAAAGUAACAAAAUGCAAUGGGGUUACUUUCCAUUUUGCAGUGGGUCGUGGAACCUGUACUGUUCUAUUGACAAGGAAAGUGGUGCUAGCCGUAAACCUCGGCCCUCGGGAGAGUCACAGUGUUCGUGUUGGUCAUCGGGAACCCAGGGUACCAUGAAGAUGGCGCUGGUGGAACAAGGUGAUUCAGCCCCUCCACAGAACUGCCACAGACUAGUCAUCCUAGGCUCCGCCAAAGUGGGUAAAACCUCCAUCGUCUCACGCUUUCUUAACAACAAGUUUGACGACAACUACACCCCAACGAUUGAAGAUUUCCACCGGAAGAUUUACCGUAUUAAAGGAGAGCCUUACCGUUUGGACAUCCUCGACACUUCCGGCAACCAUCCAUUUCCGGCCAUGCGAAGGCUAUCAUUACUCACAGGUGAUCUAUUCAUACUCGUUUACAGCAUUGCCAGUCGGGAAUCCUUCGAGGAGGUGGUGCGCCUGCGUGAUCAAAUUAUUGAGUGCAAAGGUCAGUGCCUGAGAGACAAACCCCGAAGGACGACAACACCUCCCAUGGUGAUAGUCGGCAAUAAAUGUGACAGAGAAAAAGACAGGGUCAUCGAUCCGUCAGAGGUUGAAAAGCUAACCGAAGGACAAACCAAUUGUUGCAUUAUAGAAACAUCAGCAAAAAAAAAUAUUAAUAUAGAAGAUGUUUUUCUUCGAUUAUUUAACAUUUCUAGUUUACCGGCUGAGAUGAGUCCGUCGUUACACAGAAAAGUACACCCUCAGUAUGUCGGAGGAUCAACUUCUGGAUCGGGCCUGCGCGGUGUGUCAAUCCGCCGGAAGGCAAGUGACGCCUGUGGUACAGUGGCACCUAACGUGCGUCGACCGAGUAUACGUACGGACCUGCUGGUCGCUCAGACACGGACAGGACGGACUAAAUCAUCCCCAGAUGAGACCAGAGAUACCAAAUGUGCUAUCCAGUGACGUCGUCUGUCUGAAUAAGUGUAUAAGUGCUUCAUGACAUAGAUCAUGUAGACAUGGUUGUUUGAAAUAUAAACAUAAUGAGCAUGAAUUUGAUGCAGGUUCAUAUGAAAUGACAACGAGCGAUGAUCUAACUUCUCACGAAUACCUCGUCACUGGUGGUUAACAUUGUUUUACAUUGGCGGGACCACCUAUCCCACCACAACCAUCUGGUGUCCUUACCAAAGAGCAUGGAUUAUUUUCGCUCGUAACGUCCAAAUGGACAGUGUGAUAAUAACAAGCGAAUUGACCUUUGGUUGUUUUAUUUGGAUUCAUGGAAGAAAGCUGUCAUAAGUUUGUAUAUACAUUUGGCACUAUAUGGUCAUUAUUAUAUCAUAUGAUUCAGGCAUCUCAAAAACCUCAGGAUAAUGCUUGUCCAGUCGAACACUGGGAUGUUAUUUCUACAUAACGCUGUUCAUCGUACUGAGGGUUAUUGUUGAAAUGCUAAGUAACCGAAAAAAUUGUCAUCUUGCGAAAGAAGGUGCUUUCAACAGUCUUGAAUGAAGCACUUGGAGACAGGAGAAGUGGAAUUUCCAUUCCUCUCUGUGGCUUAGAAGAUCUGAUAUUCUUGAUUUUGUUGAACAUAAAAAACUGAAACCAGACUGGCAUGAAGAGUGUAAUUGCUAUGUAUUUGUACAUUGUGAAAUCGAUUUGUAUCUUUGAUUAUGAGACAUGUCAGUGAUCUUCUUCGUGAUGUCAGCAAAUCGUUCACUGGGUGUGUUGUUAUUCUUGUAAUUUUAUACAUGGGUUAUUAUAAUAUACAGGAACAACAUAUGAACCUUUACAAAUGUCUUGUCUUGUGCUAGUAAUUGCACAAAAUAUUGGUCACUGUUUUCAUUUAUUUAUUAUACAUAGUAGGAGUAGCACACGCUAAAUUCUCUUUAGGGUAUGUGCCUACAGGUCUGUACAUAUCAGCCUAGUCGAAGUGCAGUGCAGAUCGUCCCUCGUUACUUUAGUACCCAUUACAGAUUUCACAUUACGGCACAACUGAUCCCAUUUUUUCCGGAUUUGUUUUGCUACUAAAUUUACUUUGCAACAAAAAUACGUUUAUCUAAACUGUCAGACAAAAUGGUUGAGAAUACUAAUAAGCUCAGUAAUAUAUCUGUUACAAAUUGCGAUAUGUGCAAUAACGCAAUUUAUAACAAAUGUAUUUUAUAUGCUUACAAUUUGUUAUCACCCACCAUUAUUGCAUCUGGUUAGUCCUGUUUGGUUUCUGCAUAUU